AUGGUUACGCCUUUCGUGCGAGUCGGAACUUACCCGACAAGGAAUUUCGCUUUGGAGAGUUCCACGGAGAACUGUGGAAGGAGGAUGUGGGCAAGCAAGGGAGCUGACCAAGAAUCGGCAAAGGCGGAAUUCAUAGAAUGCUUGAAACUGUUAGAAGGAGAACUUGAGGAAAUGCCUUACUUCCAUGGGGACCAUUUUGGUCUCUUGGACAUUGCCCUAAUACCAUUCUCUUGCAGAUUCUAUACAUAUGAGACAUUUUGCAGAUUCAGCCUAGAGAAAGAACGUCCUAGGCUCGUGGAAUGGGUGAAAAGGUGCAAUCUUAGGGAAAGUGUUUCCAAGACCCUGCCAGAUCCAUAUAAAGUCUACGACUUUGUUUGUCAACAGAAGAAAAUGCUCUAA
This is a messenger RNA of Ziziphus jujuba (common jujube), 399 nucleotides long. RefSeq names its product probable glutathione S-transferase parA. Gene Ontology annotation, biological process: glutathione metabolic process. Gene Ontology annotation, cellular component: cytoplasm. The record is from RefSeq and is a predicted model, not a curated record. The coding region runs from base 1 to 399 and encodes 132 amino acids. The transcript is spliced from 2 exons. NCBI's taxonomy places the organism in Eukaryota, Viridiplantae, Streptophyta, Magnoliopsida, Rosales, Rhamnaceae. Gene Ontology annotation, molecular function: glutathione transferase activity.